Penicillium riverlandense is the source of this 426-nucleotide messenger RNA. Its product is annotated as Rdx family protein. The coding region runs from base 1 to 426 and encodes 141 amino acids. NCBI's taxonomy places the organism in Eukaryota, Fungi, Ascomycota, Eurotiomycetes, Eurotiales, Aspergillaceae. The record is from RefSeq and is a predicted model, not a curated record. The transcript is spliced from 3 exons.
AUGACGGAACCAACACCCGCAAUCGAACAGAAACCGCCCACCGCCACCAUCCCCAAGACCAGCAACACCGCCCGCGAGCAAGUGCAUCUCCCGCGCAUCGCAAUCGCAUUCUGCACGCAGUGUCGCUGGAUGCUGCGCGCUGCAUACUUCGCCCAAGAACUCCUCUCCACCUUCAGCACCGACCUUGGCGAAGUUGCCCUCGUGCCCGUGACCGGCGGUGUCUUCACCGUGACGAUCUGGCACGCUUCAUCGCAAAUGCCAACGGGCUCGGGGACGGAGGUUGGACUCGGGCCCGAUACCAAGAUCCUCAAGUCGCUGGUGCGCAAUGUCAUUGCCCCGGAUAGGGACCUGGGACAUACGGAUCGGGCAUUGAAGGAGGAGGCCGCGAAGCAGAGUGACAAAAAAGAAUGCGAGGAUUGCAAGUGA